This is a messenger RNA of Blastocystis hominis, 1233 nucleotides long. RefSeq lists its product as hypothetical. The record is from RefSeq and is a predicted model, not a curated record. The transcript is spliced from 7 exons. Gene Ontology annotation, molecular function: MAP kinase activity; ATP binding. The coding region runs from base 1 to 1233 and encodes 410 amino acids. Gene Ontology annotation, biological process: intracellular signal transduction; protein phosphorylation. Gene Ontology annotation, cellular component: nucleus; cytoplasm. NCBI's taxonomy places the organism in Eukaryota, Bigyra, Opalinata, Blastocystidae.
AUGAGGCAGCUACAAGGAGGGAAAUAUAAGGGCAAUCUCGAGACUCCUGACGAAAUAAACACAAUAUACUGUCUGACUAAAGAACUUGGAAAGGGCGCUUAUGGAACCGUCUAUCUUGCAGAGAACCGUGAAACCAAGAAACAGUGCGCCGUCAAGCGUAUUGACGACGUUUUUCGCACGAGCACAGAUGCAAAGCGCACCUUACGAGAGAUUAGCAUAUUACGUCGUUGUAACCACCCCAACAUAGCUAGAUUAGAAGAUAUCUUGCUCCCCAAAAAUGAAGAGCGCUUUACGCAAUUAUGGAUUGUUCAAGAAUACGGCGGAUGGGAUCUAACGAAAGUGCUGAAGAGUAGCAAGCACAUUUCUGGUUGGUGCGACAAGCACGUCAAGAGUAUCGUCUAUCAAAUGCUCUGCGGAUUGCUCUACAUGCAGAGUGCGAACCUCAUUCACCGCGACCUCAAGCCCUCCAACAUUCUCCUCGACGGCAACUGCAACGUCAAAAUCAUCGACUUCGGCCUCGCUCGGCAAAUCGACUCCUCCGCUCGCACCCUCCCACGACGCAACUCCAUGGUUUGGGAAGCCCACGAGCGGACGCUGGAGCGCCAAUUGACGCAGCACGUCGUCACGCGCUGGUACCGCGCGCCCGAGCUCAUCACGCUGCAAAACCACUACAACGCGUCGAUCGACAUGUGGUCCGUCGGCUGCAUCAUGGAGGAACUGCUGCAGACGCUGGAGGCGGACACGGUGAGAAUCCGCCCGCUGUUCCCGGGCACCACGUGCUUCCCGCUGAGCGCCCCGCGGAAGGAGAAGAACCGCCAGGAGAAAAUGGCGCAGGAGUUUCACGCGGAGACGCACCAGCUGGAGAAGAUCUUCGAGAUCAUCGGGACGCCGAGUCGCGAGGACAUCGAGGCGAUGGACGACGGCGUGAUGAAGACGUUUUUGCUGAAUUUGGAGCCCAUGGAGGGCGAGGACUUCGAGGAAUUGCUGCCGUCGGCGCCGCCGGAAGCGAUUUCGCUGCUGAAAGGAAUGCUGCAGUUCAACCCGGAGAAGCGGAUUUCGGUGCGGGAGGCGCUGAAGUCGCCGUAUUUCGAUGAGAUUCGGAAUGGAGAGUGCGAGAUCGAGGCGCCGGAAGCGAUGUAUUUCCCGUUCGAGGAGCUGCCGGAGAGCUCGGAGGCCACGGAGAAGAAGCAGAUUCGGCAGAUGAUUUAUAAGGAGGCGCUGUUGUUUGCGUAG